Molecule: messenger RNA, 1938 nt
Organism: Exophiala bonariae
Lineage: Eukaryota; Fungi; Ascomycota; Eurotiomycetes; Chaetothyriales; Herpotrichiellaceae
Exons: 3
Coding region: 1-1938 (645 amino acids)
Biological process (GO): transmembrane transport; oligopeptide transport
Cellular component (GO): membrane
Molecular function (GO): transmembrane transporter activity
Source: RefSeq, a predicted model, not a curated record
AUGAGCUCGUCUCGUCCGGGCGCCUGGCUACGCGCCAUAGGUGCCAAGUAUGUGACUGCUCGCAAAGGCUACAAAGCUUUGGAAAAUCUAGACGACAGCACGAUCGAAUUAAGGACCAUUGGUUCGACACAUGUGCAAGAUGAUCAUUAUCCUACCCAGGAAGAACUCGAAGUUUUACCACGAAUUUCUGAUGUUAUUUCAUGGCGCGUCUACACAGUGGCCUUCGUUGAGCUAUGCGAGCGAUUCUCCUACUAUGGCACAGUUAUUCUGUUCCAGAAUUUUGUGCAACGGAAACUCCAAACUCCCACAGGCAAGGCUCUGAACCCUGGUGGUGAUGUCAACAACAACCCUGGUGCUUUGGGCCAGGGACAGCAAAUCGCUACCGGAAUGAGUACAUUCUUUUCCUUCUGGUGUUAUGUCACCCCAUUGAUGGGAGCUUGGCUAGCUGACACCUAUCUUGGAAGGUUUAACACAAUCAUGAUUUCCAUUGGAUGUGCUCUUGUUGGUCAUGGAGUCUUGGUUCUGGCCGCUAACCCAUCCGUCCUGGAGAAUUCCCAGAUCGCCUUUGCGGCAUUCAUCGUUGCCAUUCUCAUAUUCGGCUUGGGUACAGGGGGAUUCAAACCAAACAUUUCACCACUCAUCGCUGAGCAGAUUGUUGGGGACAAACUUCGGGUCGAGCUUAAUCAAAAGGGCGAACGCGUCAUUAUUGAUCCAGCCCAAACCUCAGCCAGAGUCUACAACUGGUUUUAUCUUUUCAUCAAUAUCGGAGCUUUGAUCGGGCAGAUCUCGAUGUCGUACGCCGCACUUUAUGUCGGUUACUAUCUUGCAUUUCUUCUUCCGACAAUAUUGUUUCUCUUCUGUCCCGUGGUACUACUCGUCUUCAAGAGCCACUAUCACCUAACUCCGCCUCAAGGUUCAGUUCUUGGGCCUGCCGUAAAACUCCUUCUCUACGCCACGAAAGGCUGUUGGAAUUGGAAUCCAAUCAAGACGGUCCGCAACAUGCGGAGUGCGAAUUUCUGGGAUCAAGUUCGACCAUCUCAAAUCCCGGCUGCUGAACGUCCUGACUGGAUGCAGUUCGAUGACGUGUAUGUCGAUGAAGUCCGCCGCGGUUUCAAGGCUUGUACCGUAUUUCUUUGGUACCCCUUGUACUGGGUUACCUACAAUCAGCUUAACAACAACUUGACCUCUCAGGCCAAUGUCAUGCAGCACAAGGGCGUUCCCCCUGAGAUUGUCAGUAAUCUCGAUCCACUGACUCUCAUCAUCCUCAUCCCUAUCUGCGAUCUUGUCAUUUUCCCAGCACUGCAGAAACGAGGAAUUAACUUCACACCAAUUAAGAAGAUCACUCUAGGAUUUUGGACCGGAGCUGCCGCGAUGGUGUAUGCCUGCUUCAUCCAAAAUUAUAUCUAUAGUCACAACGAAUGUGGGAGAUAUCCGAGCGAGGGCUUACCGGAUGGAAGCGACUGUCCGGCAGCUGACAUUUCCAUCUGGUAUCAAACGCCCAUUUACGUCCUCAUCGCAAUCAGCGAGAUUCUUGCCGCCAUCACCAGCUUGAACUAUGCCUUCACAAAGGCGCCGAAGAACAUGCGUUCCAUGGUACAGGCAUUUGCGCUUUUCAUGACGGCAAUUGCGAACGCAAUUGGGGAGGCACUGCUGGGUCUCUCCACCGAUCCUCUUUUGGUUUGGAACUAUGCGAUCAUGGCCAUUAUUGCAUUCGUGGCAGGUGGGCUCUUCUGGAUCUCUCAUCGUCAUCUCGACGCCGAAGAAGACAUGCUGAAUCAGUUGCCAACGGGCAGAAUGGCGCCCAAAGAGCAACUGACGGGGCAGGGUCAAGGUCUGGAUUCGGAAGAUAACAGCAUCGCAACUCGUGCUAACAUGCGUUCUGCUGCUCGAAGUGCAGGGAAGCAUGGCCGGGUUAGCAGCGGAGGAAGCAGGAAAUGA